AUGGCAACUCCAGAGGCCAUCUUUAUUGGUGCUAACCGGCAAACUCAAGUUAGUGAUUUCAACAAGAAGAGAAAAAUUGUUGCUUUUGGCGCUGGAAAGACCAUUGCACUAUGGAGACCACUGGAUCCUACCAAUCGUGGAGUGUUCGCGACUCUUAAGGGUCACAAGUCUGAGGUAACAUGUAUUAGAUUCUUCCAGGAAGCAGAUAUGAUGGUUUCUACCUCGGAAGAUUUCCAAGUGAGAAUUUGGAAAUUUGUGGAUGAAGAAAUGCUAGAGUGCGUUCAAACAAUCGAAUAUCACAAGCAUUCAAUUACUUCUCUGGCUGUUCUGGAGCAAGAUCUUUUCGUUAUUGGUUGUGCAGAUGGUUCUGUUUCUCUUUGGUCUUUCAAAGAAUCCGAAUUUCAUUGCACUCACGAAUUUUACAUUCAGAAAGGCGUUCUUCCUCUAACGCUAUCUUUAAUUCCUCUUCUAUCCCAAGGAUACAUGCUCGCCAUAGGUGGGACUAAUAAAGACGUUUUUAUUUACAGCUUCACUGUAAGCGAAGGUUGCUCUAAGGAUUUUACGCUAGCCGCCAAGUUAGAAGGACAUGAAGACUGGAUCAAGUCUUUAGAUUUUUUCGAAGAGUUUCCAGGUGAUAUAAUGCUUGCUUCAGGCUCCCAGGAUAGAUACAUUCGUCUCUGGAGAAUCAGAACAAAUAAUCUAAUUGAUAAUUCUGAUGAGGACGAUUCUAAACUAAAGCUUUUGAGUAAUAAGCAGUACAAAUUCAAUGUCACUCCAGAAUUAAAGGUAGCAAUCAAUUUCGAAGCUCUUAUUAUCGGUCAUGAUGACUGGAUAUCGUCUUUGAAGUGGCAUGAGAGCAAACGUCAGCUACUUGCCUCUACCGCUGACACUGCUGUCAUGAUUUGGGAGCAAGAUGAGAUCUCGGGGGUUUGGGUUUGUGCAUCAAGGCUGGGUGAACUCUCCUCUAAGGGUGCUUCGACAGCAACAGGCUCUUCUGGUGGUUUCUGGUCUUGCCUGUGGUUUUCCGAUAGCGAUUCAGACUUUAUUCUAACUAACGGUAAAACGGGCUCGUGGAGAAUGUGGACCUCGAGUUGCUCUGGAAUUUGGGAACAGGCGCUAGCUGUGACAGGAUUCGGUAAAAGUGUCACUGAUAUUGCAUGGGCUCCCAACGGUGAAUACCUCCUAGCCACAUCGCUGGAUCAGACCACUCGGCUUUUCUCUCAAUGGAAAAAUGGAAAUGGGAAAAAGAGAGAGUUGUCGAACUGGUUCGAAUUCUCAAGACCUCAGAUUCAUGGCUAUGACAUGAUCUGCGUUGAGCCUAUUACUAAUACAAGAUUCAUUAGUGGCGGUGACGAGAAAAUCUUACGAUCCUUUGAUGAGCCCAAGGGUGUUGCUCAAUUAUUGAAUAAGUUUGCCAAUAUCCAGUUAGAGAAUGAAUCUGAGAUGCCGGAGUCUGCUUCUUUGCCAGCACUUGGUUUAUCGAGUAAAGCCACUAAUCGAGAAGAUAUCGACGAAGAAGAAGAUCCGGAUGCUAGAGAGACAGAUGACGUGAACAACAUUUCAUUUGACGUCGUCUCAUCUUUACAAACUCCACCUCUGGAAGAUGAACUGCAAAGACACACACUUUGGCCUGAAAUUGAAAAGCUAUAUGGACACGGUUAUGAGAUUUCGUGCUUAGACGUCAGUCCUGAUAAAAAGUUGGUUGCCUCUGCAUGCAAAUCUAACAAUUUACAGCAUGCUGUAAUCAGAAUCACAGAUACUGAUACGUGGUUGCAGCUUAAACCAACGCCAACAUUUCACAAUUUAACAAUAACAAGAUUAAGAUUUUCUAAAGAUAACACCUAUCUACUGAGUGUGAGUAGGGAUAGGCAAUGGGCUGUUUGGAAAAGGAAUACGAACGACAACAGUUUUGACCUCGCAUAUAAGAACGUCAAAGCACACACGAGAAUUAUCUGGGAUGCUGAUUGGGCACCUUUGGAAUUUGGACAAGUAUUUGUUACUUCUUCUCGUGACAGAACAAUCAAGACAUGGAGAUUUUCUGAAGAAAAAAACGACUUCAUACUGGAAAGCUCUGUGAAAGUAACCGAACCUGUCACUUCCCUAGCUGUUCAUGACAAGGCUUUCAAUGGUAAAAUGGUGAUUGCUGCUGGUCUGGAAAGCGGUGCAAUAAUGAUAUACUCUUAUGACAGUUCGUUUGCCAAAAUUCAUGAACUUUCAGCUAAAAUCACACCUGCAGAUAAAAUAAACAGGCUUAGAUGGAGCCGGCUUGUAAAAAACGGAAACCUCCUGUUAGGAGUCGCCAGCUCGGAUCAUUCCGCCCGUAUUUAUUCCAUAGCAAACUGUUUUUCGGACAGUUGCUAA
This is a messenger RNA of Lachancea fermentati, 2361 nucleotides long. The record is from the annotation of a GenBank genome assembly. Lineage: Eukaryota; Fungi; Ascomycota; Saccharomycetes; Saccharomycetales; Saccharomycetaceae.